Molecule: messenger RNA, 1230 nt
Organism: Paralichthys olivaceus (Japanese flounder)
Lineage: Eukaryota; Metazoa; Chordata; Actinopteri; Pleuronectiformes; Paralichthyidae
Source: RefSeq, a predicted model, not a curated record
AUGAUUUCGACAAUAUGGCUUGGGGGGGCUCUCUGCUGCCUGACGCUGCUCCCAGGGCUGAUGGAGGCCAAAUCGUUACUGAAUUCCAUCAAGCAGGAAGAGAUGGUUCCUGUCAGUCAUGUUAACAUCGCCUCAGAGACAGCAAACAACUUCCUGACUCACUCCAGACCCAAACGCAACGCGGACCCGAGGUGGCACCGAGCAAACCCCGACUUCCAGGCUUAUUACAGAUACUACAGCAGCAUCGGACACACUGAGGGGCUCUAUGAGAUCGACAAACUGCGGAUGCUCUACCAGCAAAUGAGAUCUCUGGAGCAGACCUACGGCCCUAAUGCUUCCUAUUUCCAGAACAAACUGGGGCUGCCGACGGCCAUGUGCGACCCAGCUACAGACAAGAAGUGCAAACCUAUUCCUCCUCCACCUCCAAUGAAAGGGGUCCCUAAGCCCACCGAACCCCUAGCGACCCUUCCUCCCCCCCCCCCUGUUCCAUCUAUCUCCCAGGCCGAUGUGCUCUACCUGUGCAACAGCAAGGACCCGCUCUGCAAGCCCCACAUCGUCUACCUGCCCACUGGCGCCAUCCCAGUGCUCUGCGACCCCCGCUACCACCCGCACUGCACCCCUCAGAAGGCUGCACCCGCCCCUGUGGCAGUGCCCCAACUUCCUCCAUCGAAGAAGUAUUCCCCACCUCCGCCUCCACCGGUCCUUGUCAAGAAGUCUGCCCCUGCCCCCGCCCCUGUCCGCACCUUUAAGGGCAUGGAGUAUGACUGUGACCCCUACUGGGACCCCGACUGUCUGAUUGAUCACCCACCCAGGCCUAUGAAAGGGAAGGUUAUGGUCCCACCACCACCACCACUACCACCUGUGGAGGAGAAGGAGGAACCAGCACCUCCUGCACCCAUCGAGAAGAAGUUUAAAUUCUUCCCUCACCCUUACUACCCUAUGCCCUACGACCCCAGGGAUGAGCUGUACGACCCAGUCCGCUUCAAGUACCCCGAGCCUGCGGAUCCUGCGGAUCCUGCUGAUGAGGCUGCGGAGGCCAGCCAGUAAAACAUCUGGGAGGUGUCGGAGGAAACACAAGACUUUUCAUUGAAAACAUUUAAGUUUCACAAUAUCCACAUUUUGGGGGUUUUCUCUUGUAGCUUCCCUGCGACGGCACCGUCACAGAAAAAGCAAAAGCCUUGAUAAGUUGCAAAGUUGGUUUGAACCUCACUAAAGUGAAACUUUGACAUA